This is a messenger RNA of Saitoella complicata NRRL Y-17804, 2310 nucleotides long. RefSeq names its product P-loop containing nucleoside triphosphate hydrolase protein. The transcript has 2 exons. The record is from RefSeq and is a predicted model, not a curated record. Lineage: Eukaryota; Fungi; Ascomycota; Saitoellomycetes; Saitoellales; Saitoellaceae. Bases 28 to 2262 code for a protein of 744 amino acids. Gene Ontology annotation, molecular function: ATP binding; ATP hydrolysis activity.
GUCGACACAAAAAUCCACCUCGGACCAAUGUCGCCCGUAGCAAUCCCCCAGGCCUCCCAAGAGGUCUCCACAAUCGUCAAAGAUGCCUCAAAGAAAAUCGACGUCGAUAACGUCGUAAUCGACUACAUCCAAGGCUACCUCGCUGACCUCGCCUCCGAUGAUCCCGUUGACGAUGAGUCGUAUGUUGCGGCGUUAGACUUUGCGCAUGAGCUUUUGGUCGAUGCUGGUGGUGAUGAUUUGCUCGUUGCGGCGCUUUGUGAGAAGUUGAGUGAGAUUUUUGAGGAGAGGGAGAAAGCACGACCGCGGUUGGACGAGGCUGUGCAGAUUGGAGCACAAUCCAAGUUCUCUGCGGCUGGAAACCUUCUCGCUGGCAGUGUCGAUCUCGAUGCUACUGCCUCGAGGAAGAUCGAGUCGAGGGUCGAUAAGAAGAAGUUGGAGAAGGCGGAGAAGAAACUCAAGGCGAAGCUGGAGAAACGACACGAAGGCUCCCUCGUGAAGAUCAACUACGAAUCCUCGAAAUUGAUUGAAGAGGAUCAGCAGGCAUACGAGGAGUUUUACAUGCAAGUCAACCCCCUCCAAAUGGGUGCCUCCAAGAACAAGAGCAAGGAUAUUAAGAUUGACGGUAUCGAUCUCUUCUUCACCGGAAAGCGUAUUCUAUCAGAUGCCUCGCUCACCCUCUCAUACGGACGGCGAUACGGUCUCACCGGUAUCAACGGAGUCGGCAAAUCCACUCUCCUACGUGCUCUGUCCCGUCGUGAGAUCGCGGUGCCUACACACAUCACGAUCCUCCACGUCGAGCAAGAAAUCGUCGGUGACGAAACCACCGCCAUCCAAUCUGUUUUGGACGCAGAUGUCUGGCGCAAAUACUUGCUCGCUGAGCAGGAUCGUAUCACGGCCAAGCUUGCUGAGAUCGACGCCAAGGUCGCGGAGAGUAAGGAGGGUGUUACGCGAGCAAUCGAGAAGGAGCGCGAGAGUUUGGAUUCGGAUCUCAGUGAUAUCCAUGUUAAACUCGCAGAGAUGGAUGCGGAUAAAGCAGAAUCGAGAGCGGCUUCUAUUUUGGCUGGUCUCGGUUUCUCGCCCGAGGGGCAGAAGCAGGCGACCAAGUCCUUCUCGGGUGGUUGGCGUAUGCGUCUCGCCCUCGCUCGUGCACUAUUCUGCAAACCUGAUUUGUUGUUGCUUGAUGAGCCGUCGAACAUGUUGGAUGUCCCUUCGAUUGCGUUCUUGGCCAACUACCUUAGGGGAUAUCCUUCUACUGUCCUUGUCGUAUCUCACGAUCGUUCUUUCUUGAACGAAGUCGCGACGGAUAUUAUUCAUCAGCAUUCUGAGCGGUUGGAUUACUACAAGGGUAACUUCGAUUCGUUCUAUGCUACGAAGGAGGAGAGACACAAGAACCAGGUUAGGGAGUAUGAGCGACAAAUGGGGGAGAGGAAACAUUUGCAGGCGUUCAUCGACAAGUUCAGAUACAACGCCGCGAAAUCGAGUGAAGCACAAUCGCGUAUCAAAAAGUUGGAGAAGAUGCCUGUUCUCGAAUUACCGGAGGAAGAGGAUAAGGUCACUUUCAAGUUCCCUGAUGUGGAGGGUUUGAGUCCCCCGAUUAUUCAGAUGGCGAAUGUGACGUUCGGGUAUAACACCGAAAAGACCAUCCUCAAGAGCGUAGACAUUGAUGUUCAGAUGGAUUCGAGAAUUGGUAUUAUUGGACCAAAUGGAGCUGGUAAAUCCACGAUGCUCAAGCUCUUGAUCGAGCAACUCACUCCCCUCAAGGGUAUGGUUCAACGACACCCCCGUCUGAGACUUGGGUAUUUUGCGCAGCAUCAUGUUGAUGCACUCGAUUUGAGCGCGAGUCCCGUGACGUUUAUGCAGAAGAAUUGGCCGGGGAAGCAGGAUGAGGAAUAUCGUCGCCAUCUCGGUAAUUUCGGAAUUGUGGGUAUGACUGGGUUGCAACCUAUCCGCACACUUUCCGGAGGUCAGAAAUCUCGUGUAGCAUUCGCUUGUCUCGGACUCCAGAACCCGCAUAUCCUCGUCCUUGACGAGCCGACUAACCAUCUCGACUUGGGUGGUCUCGACGCUUUGACGGAUGCGUUGAAGAACUUCAAGGGAGGUGUCAUCUUGGUUUCGCAUGAUGUCACUUUCUUGAAUAGUGUUUGUACGAGUUUGUGGGUUUGUCAGGCUGGGACGGUUAAUAAGUUUAGUGGUACGAUUAAGGAGUAUCAGAAGAAGGUUAUUGAGGAUGCUGGAGAGUCUGGUGUUGUUGAGUUCCAUUAGACAUGGGCUUGGCUGUGGGUGUGAGAGGGGAGCGUGGAGGAGCAAACG